Diatraea saccharalis (sugarcane borer) is the source of this 1137-nucleotide messenger RNA. The record is from the annotation of a GenBank genome assembly. NCBI's taxonomy places the organism in Eukaryota, Metazoa, Arthropoda, Insecta, Lepidoptera, Crambidae.
AUGAAGCUCGUCUGUCUGGUCUUCCUCAUAACAGCAGUGUUUGCUGCUCCAAAAGACCCAGAGCUGAAAGAUACUGAACUUAUCUUCACUUUCUUGGUUCAUCGCCAUGGAGAUAGAACACCAGUUCUUUCCUCAUUAGUCCUCAGCAAUGAUCCAACCAAGCUCAGCGAACUCUCUGCACCAUACGGUUAUGGACAGCUUACUAAUAUUGGCAAACAAAGGGCAUACGAACUCGGGCAGACCAUAAAAAGUCGAUAUAGUGAAUUGAUAUCUGAAAAAUAUAAUCGAAGUGAAGUAUUCGUGCGUACAACCGACUCCACUCGCACUCAGAUGACAGCUUUAGCUGAACUGGCUGCUAUAUACCAGCCAGGUAAAAACUCAUGGAGUCAAGAACUGCAGUGGACACCCGUACCUUAUACAACAGUACCCCUCAAAUAUGACUUUAACGCUGCUUUUGUGAACUGCCCAGUUUUUAUAGAUGGAUACCAAGCAUCGUUUUAUAAACCUGUACCUGCUAUGAAGAAAUUCAAAGAUGUAUUAAAAGUGGUAUCAAAACAUGUUAGUGUAGACCUCAAUGCUUACCCUGCCUUGACGUAUGCCGUCUACGAUCUUUUUGUCAGCCAGUUGAGUUUGGGACUACCUCUAGUUCCAGAAAUUCAAAAAGUAUUACCAAAAAUAGAAGAAGCAGCUGGUAUUGCUAUGGAUGCCGUAUAUGGAAAUGAAAAUUAUGUUCCCCUACAAGCUGGUGUCUUUUUAAAUGAAUUUUUCACUACUGUGGAUAAAGUAAUUGCCGGCAAUGACACCCGGAGAUUCCGCAUCUACUCCGCCCAUGACUUCAAUGUUUUUUCAUUCGAAUCGGUCACCAAGAUCACCAAUAAGCAAGGAUAUCCCAAAUAUGCUUCUGCGUAUUCCUUAGAAGUGAGAAGAAAUGUGAAGAAUGGGAAAUAUGUUGUUCUUCCGGUAUACCUGCCCGAACCCGGUGCAGCUGUGAAGUACCUGAAGAUCAAAGGAUGCUCUCAACUCUGUGAUUUAGAAAAGUUCCGUCAAAUUACCGCUUCAAACGUCUUAGACGAGGAUACUUGGAGGUCAAAAUGUGGAUUCAGCAAUGACAUGUAUAUCGACGAUUCUCUAGUCUAG